Messenger RNA from Notodromas monacha, 2188 nucleotides. The record is from the annotation of a GenBank genome assembly. NCBI's taxonomy places the organism in Eukaryota, Metazoa, Arthropoda, Ostracoda, Podocopida, Cyprididae.
GUGCUUUUGUAGGAAUAUUCGGAACAUAUAGGUGUCUUAAGUGAGAAGUGUAUCCUGAAACAUCCUUAAAAAUGGAGAGUUUACUGGCAUAUGAAUCGAGUAGUAAUUCUUCGGAUGCCAUUGAAGAAGUAAAAUCUACGAAACCCGAGGAAGAAAAGCUAGAAAAACCGGAAAAGCCAGUAUCAGAGGCAGAAUCGGAGCCGUUGAAAUCUGAGCUGCCGAAAUCCGAUCAAGAGCCUGUUGAACCCGAAGAGAAAUCGAAAGAUCCCCAGCAGUUCACUUGCAUGCAGACGGACGUGGCAGAAGAAAGUUCUGCAAAUGAUGACGUGGAAGAAAUCGGACUUGACGAAUCCACUGCUUCAUCAGCGUUAGAUGAACCCUCCGAAAGCAGUAUCAGUGUAGAGCAAACAAUAAGUUCACCACCUGCGAUUCACGGCGAGGAUUCCGUGAAUCUAAAAUUUGAAAACCCGUCAGUGGAACCGAAUGAGGCUUCUUCAGCGGAAGAUGGGGUCUUUUGUCCUCCGUCAGCUGACACAGAAAUAACCCGACGAAAGCGUACGAAAACUGUAAAAUUGAGGGAAUCCGAAGAUUUUACAGAUCCGCUCCUUGUUGCAAUGGAUUACGAAGAAUCAACUGAAGUUUCAAAACCGAAACGAGGGCGUCCGAGAUUAGCGGGAUCCCAGCCUAAAACGAAGCCUGAAAAAGCGCCAAAAACACCGAAAAAGCUUUUCAAGAAAGUUUUAACUGUCAAGUUAGAACCGCUUGCACCGGAUCAUCCGAAAUUUUUUCCAAUUGAUGAAGAAACUCGCAACAGUUUUACGAAUGCCAAAGAAAACAACGUCAAUUCUUCACCCGUGACCCCGUCGGCUAGCAAUACCCGUCCUGCGGCCUCAAUUGAUGAAACUUCUCAAGAAAGUAGUGGCAGUGUUUCUACGAAAAAGAAGAUCCGUUAUGAAGUUUACGACCCGGAAUUGGACCAAGCAGUAACAGCUGAUCUGAUUUUCGAGUAUCAAUGGCCAGCCCAUGAGAGAAAUGCGGAUUAUUUCAUGCUUCAAGAACAAGUAGCGAAUUAUCUAGGAAUCAAGUCCUUCAAACGGAAGUAUCCAAAAAUGACGCGGAGACCAUUGGAAAGAGAGGAGAAGGCGUUGUUGAGGGAUCGAGGUGUAGUGUCUGGAACUACGUUUGAUUUAGGUGUGACGGUGUUACGAAGCGAAGAAGUCCUUGAUGCCAUGGCGCAGGACUUUCCUGAUAAAUUUGAAGAACUUCGCAUAGCAAUGCAAGAAAAACGGCAGAAACGCGCUCAGGAGCAAAGAUUAGCCAGUGCCACUCCAGCAAAGGCCAAUCAAGGUGGUGGAGCCGAGAAAACAAACCCUGCAAAGCUCAUUACUGACCCACGCAUGCGUCUCAUCCACGAAACCGCCGAGUUCAAUGCAAGGUUCAAUCGGGAGCGACUGGAGGAACGUCCUUGUGCCUUUGAUAUGCAAUCCUCCAACGUGGUUUAUCCAAUGAACAAGAUACUUCGAUUGUCGCCUGAGCUGUCAAAGGUUGGAAACUACCCCGUAGCUCUAAUGCCUUCUCAAUACACUGAUUAUUAUCAAACGUACAAGCCUGACGCGCUUAAGUAUCUUCCUCUAAACACUGUCAUGUACGGCCCGGUGAAUCCGUAUGCCGAUGCAGAAAUUGAGGAUGACAACAAGGUUUCGUCUUCUGAUUCCAGUUCAGGUUCCGAUUCUGAAGAUUCGAAUGCUUCAUCAUGAAUGAUGACAAAUUUUGCUUGCUCUUAUUUAUUUGCACUUCAAAGUUCAAAAUGCGCCGAAGGAAUUAAUUUUCGUUGCUGCUACGCUCAGUGUCCUCUGAAAAAGCCAUUAAUUUCUCAUUGCUCUUCACUCUGUGUAUAAACUUUGGAUGAUUUUCAAUAUUCUUUAUGGUCUACGCAGGGAAUAUUCUCGUUUUUGUUGCCUUUUCAUCAUUGUUUGAGAAACUCUUCAGAAGAAAUUUUCUGUACUGUAUAAGGAAUUAUUUUUAAUCUCCGAGUAUCAAUGUUGAGAAAGUUUCCCUCAUUAUUGAAUUUUUUUGGUCGUACAUGUUUUGUUGCAGUUUUCCAAAAGAAUGUUUUCAUGUUCGGUGUCGUGUGAAGUAUCUGGAUGUUUUGUAUUUGAAUUAAACAUUUUUUAAGCAUCUGUGAAAA